This is a messenger RNA of Pochonia chlamydosporia 170, 1671 nucleotides long. RefSeq names its product hexose transport-related protein. Gene Ontology annotation, biological process: carbohydrate transport; transmembrane transport. The transcript is spliced from 4 exons. The coding region runs from base 1 to 1671 and encodes 556 amino acids. The record is from RefSeq and is a predicted model, not a curated record. Gene Ontology annotation, molecular function: carbohydrate:proton symporter activity. Gene Ontology annotation, cellular component: membrane. NCBI's taxonomy places the organism in Eukaryota, Fungi, Ascomycota, Sordariomycetes, Hypocreales, Clavicipitaceae.
AUGGGCUCCGAAAAAACAAGCUCAAGGCCCGUGGCCGACCAUGGCUCAAUCAAUGCCGACAUGGACCACGAUCCCGCCAUGGAGAAACGUGAUGGCGGCGAAAUCACCCAGAUUCAGGGUGAUGCUCAUUUCUACGAGACCGUUAGCGCUGCGCCGUUGAACCCUUGGUCCAAGACUAGUUUGCAACUCUAUAUGAUUUUGCUGGUUGCCGCGUUGAACGCAACCGCGUCUGGCUUCGAUGGCUCCAUCUUCAGCUCUAUCAAUGCCAUGGAUCAAUACAAGGCGUACUUUCACCAUACUGAACUUGGAUCCAGCACCGGCAUCAUCUUUAUGAUUUAUACCAUCGGAAACAUGAUUGGAUCUCUCUUCACCGGCCCCAUCUGUGACCAUUUUGGACGCCGAGCAGGCAUGAUGACUGGAUCCGUUCUCAUCAUGAUCGGUGCCGCUGUUCAGACUGCUGCUCAGAAUGAUUCCUAUCUCCUUGGUGGCCGAUUUAUUCUUGGAUUUGGUGUUUCCAUCGGCACCUCGUCUGCUCCUACUUAUGCCCUUGAACUGGCUCCUCCUCAAUGGCGAGCUCGUGUCGUCGGUUACUACAACACCUUUUUCUACACCGGUUCCAUCCUGGCCACUGGCGUCGCUUAUGCCUCCAGCAAGAACGACAGCGAACUUGCGUUCCGUCUGCCCCUUGGUCUUCAACUCAUUCCACCUGCGUUCAUCUUCGCUGGCGCUUGCUUCGUCCCCGAAUCUCCUCGAUGGCUCACCAUGAAGGGCAAGAAGGAGAAAGCCGCUGCCAUCUUGGCUAAAUACCACGGUGGUGGUGACAUGGAACACCCCAUGGUCAAGCUCGAGAUUCGCGAAUUUGAGCAAAAUAUUGAGCUGCAGAAGGCCUCCAGCGUCUGGAACUACUGGGCUCUGGUCAACACACACAACGCUCGUUGGCGAUUUGCUAUGAUGGCUUUCAUGUCCAUCUUCGCUCAGCUGUCGGGCAACUCAGUGUUGACAUACUACCUUCCAUCAAUGUACAAGUUGGUUGGCAUUAAGACGACCGAGAAGAGACUUUUGCUUACGUUCAUGAACUCGAUUGUCUCUUGCGCCGGUGCCGUUGCCGGUUCAGCAACAAACGAUCGCAUUGGUCGACGAACCAAGCUGUGGGUUGGCAGUAUCGUCCUCGCUGGUCUCUUUGGCGGCGUGACUGGCUUUUCUAGCCACUUUGAGGACAAGACCAAGGUGGUCGGCUCUGCCCUUUCUAACGGCGGUGUUGCCUUCAUCUUCCUUUUCGGAUGCGCCUACUCCUUUGUUUACACUCCGCUUACAGCCACGUACUGUGCUGAGGUGCUUGCCACGCCCACACGUGCCAAGGGUAUGGGUAUUCACGUCAUUCUAUCCAACUGCGCCAACUUGUACAACACUUAUGUUACUGCUAUUGCGCUUGACGCUAUUGACUGGAGAUACUACCUCAUCUUUGUCGGCCUCAACAUCAUCUACAGCGCGGUGUGGUUUGUUUUUGGUGUUGAGACUCGUGGCCGAACUCUGGAGGAGAUGGACGAUGUGUUCAAUGCCAAGUUCCCGCCUCGUGCUGCCCUCAAGAAGGCCGUCAUGGUGCGACAAGGAGACGGACACUUGCAGGGACUGGAGGGGGAUGAUAUGGAGGGACAGACUACCACCAAGUAA